This is a messenger RNA of Diospyros lotus (date-plum), 1980 nucleotides long. Its product is annotated as proline--tRNA ligase, chloroplastic/mitochondrial-like. Gene Ontology annotation, molecular function: proline-tRNA ligase activity; ATP binding. The transcript has 11 exons. Gene Ontology annotation, cellular component: aminoacyl-tRNA synthetase multienzyme complex; mitochondrion; chloroplast stroma. The record is from RefSeq and is a predicted model, not a curated record. Lineage: Eukaryota; Viridiplantae; Streptophyta; Magnoliopsida; Ericales; Ebenaceae. Bases 78 to 1721 code for a protein of 547 amino acids. Gene Ontology annotation, biological process: prolyl-tRNA aminoacylation.
ACGUCUCACUCACAGGCCUCACCCCCAACUCAUCUGCUCCUCUUUGGCUUCUCUUUCAGUCGCUGUAGUCUUCGCCAAUGGGGGCGCUGAGACUGCCAUCUUUCGCCUCCAUCUUCGCCACCACCUCGUCCACCGCCACCGGCUCGCCAUCGCUUUUCGCGCGGCACCGCCACCUGCUCCGCCACCGUCCACGGCUGCUCCCCGCAACUGCUAAUUUCUCCGGACAGAGCACAGCCGAGAGGACGGAAGAACGAGACGCGUCGAACCAGAAGGCCCGAGGUAUAACGCCGAGGUCGCAGGAUUUCAAUGCUUGGUACCUUGACGUCAUUGCCAACGCCGAGCUCGCCGACUACGGCCCGGUGCGGGGCACUAUGGUCAUUCGCCCCUACGGCUAUGCCAUUUGGGAAGCAAUUCAGGAUUAUAUGAAUGUUAAGUUCAAGGAGACCGGGCAUAGCAACAUGUAUUUUCCACAGUUUAUACCGUACUCCUUCAUAGAGAAAGAAGCUAGCCAUAUUGAGGGUUUCAGUCCAGAAUUGGCACUUGUGACUAUUGGAGGAGGAAAGGAACUUGAAGAAAAACUUGUGGUCCGACCCACCAGCGAAACCAUUGUGAAUCACAUGUUUACUCAAUGGAUUCACAGCUACCGUGACCUUCCACUUUUGGUCAAUCAGUGGGCAAAUGUUACAAGAUGGGAGAUGCGCACCAAACCCUUUGUGCGAACUCUUGAAUUCCUUUGGCAGGAGGGUCAUACUGCCCAUGCCACUUUCCAGGAGGCAGAGGAGGAGGCAUUACAGAUGAUUGAUGUCUAUACAAAAUUUGCUUAUGAACACGCUGCAAUACCUGUUAUUGCAGGUCGGAAAUCAAAGAUGGAGACUUUUGCUGGUGCUUCCAAAACCUAUACAAUUGAGGCUAUGAUGGGAGAUCGGAAGGCUCUUCAGGCUGGAACCAGCCACAACCUUGGUCAAAAUUUUUCUCGUGCUUUUGGAACACAGUUCACUGAUGAAAAUGGACAAAGGCAACAUGUAUGGCAAACAUCAUGGGCUAUCAGCACUCGUUUUGUUGGUGGUAUUAUAAUGACCCAUGGUGAUGAUGCUGGUUUAAUGCUUCCCCCAAAGAUUGCCCCAAUACAGGUGGUAAUUGUACCAAUUUGGAAGAAGGAUGAAGAGAAAACAGGAGUUCUGAAUGCUGCAUUAUCUACGGAAGAGAUUUUGAAGGGUGCAGGCAUUAGAGUAAAACUUGAUGACUCAGACCAGAGAACGCCAGGAUGGAAAUAUAAUUUCUGGGAGAUGAAGGGUGUCCCUCUAAGGAUUGAAGUUGGCCCCCGUGAUGUUUCAAGCAGGACUGUAGUCAUAUCUAGGAGAGACAUUCCUGGAAAAGAAGGAAAAGUUUUUGGGAUAUCUAUGGAGGCUUCCGUUUUGGUAGCUUAUGUCAAUGACAAAUUGGAUGAGAUCCAGUCGUCCCUUCUGCAGAGGGCAACUUCAUUUCGAAAUUGCAACAUUGUGGAUGUGAACUCGUAUGAUGAGUUGGCAGCUGCAAUUAGUCAGGCAAAAUGGGCAAGGGGUCCGUGGUCAGCUAGCGACAAGGACGAGCUAAGGGUGAAAGAAGAGACGGGGGCAACUCUCAGGUGUUUUCCUUUCGAACAGCCUGAAGGCAGGAAGAAAACAUGUUUGAUGACUGGCAAUCCAGCAGAAGAAGUUGCAAUUUUUGCCAAAUCAUAUUGAAUCCCCAUUAUCUUAUUAGCAUCAACUCCUUGUGUUCCUCACAGUAGAGUUCAUGUUUUAGGUUGCACCAAGCUGUGUAUUUUUAUGACUUCUUUUGAGUGUCUUAGGCUGAUAGAUCCAAAAUAGUUCAUUGUUUCUAAAUAAGUCUUUCUCAUGAGUCCAUGUUAACUGAAAUGAUUUGAGUGUGAUUCAAAUAACUGACUGACACUUCUUGUUUGCUCAAUAAUGUGAUGAACUCAACAUAUAGUAGUAGUAAUAA